AGCAACACAACACUUCCUAUCAGCACACACUAACGGCCUCAGAAUGCUGUUCAUCACCGUCAUCUCUGUGGCCUGCCUGCUGGUUAGUCCAUGCCUGGCUGGCAUAAAAGAACUCAGCCCUCACUUCGCCGACCCUAAACCAGACCCCCAAGGCUUUGAACCAGAGGUGGAUGUUCAGGCCCUUCCCUUAGAGUUCCACAAAGAAAACACCGUCACUAACGACCUAGUUUUUGAAGGCUUUGAGGAUGAAGAUUACAUUGAUUUUGAUAAGAUCCUGGCUGCAGGCAGCGACGACUACACUGAAGGGGAUGAGAUAGAUGAAAUUGCCACACCAGCGCCAGACAUUGACAUCUUUGCUGAGCCCUCUGACCCAAAGAUCCGUCGUGCCAGACUCAUACGGUUGUUCCAGGGUCAGUCUCGCCUUCAACGCCUCAACAUCGUCAACGCUCAAUUCGGUUUUAAUCUCUAUCGUAGUCUUCGUAACCAUGUCAACCAGAGCGACAACAUCCUGCUAGCUCCUGCUGGGAUCUCCAUCGCUAUGGGGAUGAUGUCUUUAGGAGCAGGACCUAGAACCCAUGAUCAGAUCUUUAAAGCUCUGGGAUUCGCAGAAUUUCUCAAUGUUAGCUAUCACUAUGACAACACAACAGUGCACAAGCUCUUCAGGAAGCAGACACACAGGCUCUUCAGGAGGAACUUUGGUUACACGUUGCGAUCAGUAAACGAUGUCUACGUAAAGAAGGACAUCUCGGUGAAAGAAGCUUUCCGUGCAGAGACAAAAGCUUAUUAUUUCGCAGAGCCGCAGUCAGCGGACUUCAGGGAUCCUGCCUUUUUGGACAAGGCCAACAGUCGCAUCCAAAAGCUGACCAAAGGGCUGAUCAGGGAGCCACUCAAGAGCGUGGACCCAAAUAUGGUGCUAAUGCUGCUCAACUACCUGUACUUCAAAGGUACAUGGGAACAGAAAUUCCCCAAAGAAAUGACUCACUAUCGCAACUUCAGAGUAAACGAAAAAACAAAUGUGCGUGUGCCAAUGAUGACCAACAAGGGAAACUAUCUGGCUGCUGCCGACCACGAGCUAGACUGUGACAUCCUACAUCUCCCAUACACGGGAAACAUCAGCAUGCUCAUUGCCUUGCCUAGAAAGAUCGCUGGCAUGAGGACCUUGGAGCAGGAGAUCUCCCCCACCAUUGUCAAAAAGUGGCUUACAAACAUGACAAACAGGACUCGUGAGGUUGUGGUCCCUCGGUUUAAACUGGAGCAGAACUAUGACAUGAUUGAAAAUUUGAAGGAGAUGGGCCUCACUGACUUGUUCCAGGAGAGCGGAGAUUUCACUGGAAUGACCUCUGAAAAGGUUGCCAUGAACUGGUUGAAGCACCAAGGAACUAUCACUGUGAAUGAAGAGGGGACAGAAGCCGCUGCUCUGACCCAGGUGGGCUUCAUGCCCCUCUCGUCUCAAAUCCAUUUCACCGUGGAUCACCCUUUCCUCUUCCUGAUCUACGAGCACCGCACAGGCUGCCUUGUGUUCAUGGGCCGAGUGGUCAAUCCCUCAAAGAGCUAAAUUUGAACAAGAUGUCCUGCUAAAGAGCUCAACUCUUUAUUUACUCUUUAAGCCUUUAUUUAGUGAAAACUUUCAACUAAGUUUGAAUUAAACUCAAACAUUACGGCUUUAAUAGCUGAGGUGUUGUGUUUAAUAGUCAGUUACUUCUAUUAGUACAA
Molecule: messenger RNA, 1713 nt
Organism: Monopterus albus (swamp eel)
Lineage: Eukaryota; Metazoa; Chordata; Actinopteri; Synbranchiformes; Synbranchidae
Gene: serpind1
Product: serpin peptidase inhibitor, clade D (heparin cofactor), member 1
Exons: 7
Coding region: 44-1555 (503 amino acids)
Biological process (GO): blood coagulation; negative regulation of endopeptidase activity
Molecular function (GO): serine-type endopeptidase inhibitor activity
Source: RefSeq, a predicted model, not a curated record